Python bivittatus (Burmese python) is the source of this 3533-nucleotide messenger RNA. The record is from RefSeq and is a predicted model, not a curated record. NCBI's taxonomy places the organism in Eukaryota, Metazoa, Chordata, Lepidosauria, Squamata, Pythonidae.
AUGGCAGGGGAGCCAAAACCAUACAGACCUAAACUGGGAAAUAAGCGACCACUUUCUGCUCUCUACAGACUUGAAUCAAAGGAACCUUUCCUCUCUGUUGGUGGUUAUGUCUUUGAUUAUGAUUAUUACAGAGAUGAUUUCUACAAUCGGUUGUUUGACUACCAUAGCCGGGUCCCUGCCCCACCUCGUGCUGUGAUUCCAUUGAAACGCCCACGGGUAACAGUCACAGCAACUCGCAGAGGAAAAGGGGUGUUCUCCAUGAAAGGAACAUCAAGGUCUACAUCGAGUGGAACUUCAUCAUCAGGAUCAAAAUUGAAAUCAGAUGAGUUACAGACAAUCAAGAAGGAAUUAACUCAAAUCAAAACAAAAAUUGAUUCUUUGCUAGGGAGACUGGAGAAGAUUGAAAAGCAGCAGAAAGCUCAAUCAGAAGUCCAGAAGAAACAAAUAGAAGACAGUGUGGAGUUGAUCCAAGAAGAAUGCAUAUCAGAGAAUGCUGACAACUCUGCAGAAGAGCCUAUUGAAGGAGGGCUGGAUGGGGAUGGAGAAGAAAUGACAGAUGGGAUAGAGGAAGAUUUUGAUGAGGAUGGCAGUAAUGAGCUGUUUUUACAGAUCAAAUGAACACAAUCCUUUUGGAAGCUGAGAAGAUAAUUCAUAGACUUCCCUGUGUGAAAAUGUAAACUACAGUUUCUUGUCAGCUCAAAGCAUCUUUGACUCAAUUUGUAUGAAGAGCUGAAUUUCCUUUUGGAAAUGGACAUCACCAUUCACAGCUUAGAAAUUCCAUUUCUUAUGUGUUUAAAACUACACAAUUGUCAUAUUUUUAUGGUUUAGACUGUAAAUGUGUUUCUCCUGGCUAAUCACUGGUAUUUUUUUUUUAAAUUUUGAUGUCAGAUAGCCAAUGACUUGUAUGAUAAUAUGAAGGACAUAUUUAAAAUGAAAGAAAUACUGUACACAAAUGUAUAUUUGUAAAAGCUAUUUUUAUGAUUAGCAUGUUUUAUGGUUCAUCAUAUUUACAGUCAGGUGAUAUUGCACUUAAAUGUUUACAGCAUAAUGAAAAGAGAUCAUCAAAGAUUUAUGAGCCAAUAUAUAUUUUAAUUAUUUUUAUUCCUGUUUUAAAGCAAAUACAUACAUUAGUGGGGUUAUAGAAAAGGACAAAUUAAUAAUUUGUCUUUGAAGUUUUUUCAGUGCAUCAUCACACUAAAAUGGAUAUAAUUUGCAUAUGUUCUGUGCACAGUUUCCAGUGAUAUCAAUAGAAAACAAUCAUUAAUGUCAAUAUACCCCAACCCUUAUCUUGCUACUCUUAGCUUCAGAUAAGCACAUUUUGGAUAGGAUAUAGAUCAGUAUGGUUCAAAACUCUCUUAAUCCUUCUAUGAGUGUUGCCAUGUUGUAAAGUUGGCAUGUUUGAUGCAUAUCUGCUUUCUAUUCCACUGAAUUGCCUUUAUUUGAGCUCUUCACUCACAUGACUGGAGGUUCUGGUUUUAACCAAUUUUAACCUGACAGACAGGCAGACAGACAGGUGCAUCAAUUUGUCUGGGGUUAAUUUGCCAAAUGAUGGGAGUGCUGUCCCAUACAGUAGCCCAACAGUGAAGUACCAUAGAUACAUCAUCUCUUUCCUCUCAAUAACAUACAAAAGGUAUUCCAAUUGCCCUUGUUUUUCACUCUUGCUCACAGAAUGAGGUUUGAAACUGGAUUGUUUCCACAAAUGAGUCCACAUUAAUCAGUUUUAUGAUUCUAGGUAAGCUGAUCCCCUCCCUCCUUCCCCCCCCCUCAAAAUACCCUUAUGAAUUUAUCUACACUCAAUCCUCGUUAUACGCAGGGGUUACGUUCUUGAAAAAUGGAAAUGGAAACCAUGGUUAUUGAAGCAUUGUUCCUAGUGCUGUCACGUGACCUGUUAUCAGAACAAUGUAGAGACUUUUUUCUCUACAGCGCAUGGCCACAUUGAGACCACAUAUGAAGAAAAAUGGGUUACACUUUUAUAGAAGUGUAUAAGCAAAUCCACAGAAGCAGAAUGCAUGGAUAACGAUUGAGUGUAUAUGAAUAGCACAUAUGCACAAAUACAUUUACUUUCUUCAGCAGCUGCUCCUUCUGAAGUGGAAGAACUGAUGUCUUGGCAAUUCUGAAAACAAAAGUGGCUCGUAGUUUCUUAGUUCAGCUGUAAGUCACAGCAGAGACAAGAUACCAAACUUUUAUGUAAGGGUAUUCUUCGGCAACUUAAUUUGUAGAACAGCAUUACCAAAUUCAGGUGCCUUUCCGAGGGCCCAGAGGAAUUGUCAGACCUUCAAUAACAUCUACAUUUAUAGUGAAAUGGAAGAUGCAUAUGGCUGUGGCAAGGCAAGGCAAACUGUGUGUGUUCACUGAAUGGGUGCGUGCCCCUUCCCCAAAACCUCUUCAAAGGGCUUGAAGGCUAUUGCUUAGUAUUUUUACAAAUACUUCUUCAGUCUUCAUUUAGGAAGCACGGCUUUCAUGAAUUUAUUGCUACAUCAUUUUACAUGUACAAUUCAUGAAUUAUCCAGAGCGAGAGAUCAAUUGUACAGUGCCUCAGUUGCUUGCAUGUGACUCCUACAAUUUGCAUCCAUAAAGAUUCAGGCAGGAAUAUGCAGUAUGCUACCUGUAAAGCAGCUUUGAAUACAGUAUCCCCAGAUUAAAAGGUGCAGGAAAAGAACAGCCUGUUGCUCAGUUAAAUCUGUGAAUAAUAUGUGAAGCUGCCAUCUGCUAAAUCAAAGCAUCAGUUCAUGUAACCAGGUAUUGUCUGCCCUUACUGGCUGUGGCCUUGGGCAGAGGACUAUUGCCUAAGAUCCUUUUGACCACAGACGCCAGAAACUCAACUGGAACUUUCUGUAUGCAAAGCACAUGGUCUAUUUGAACAUAUAGCUCCUUCAUGUGUUCUCCUGUCUGUUGCAUUAUUACAAUGUUUUCAUAAAGGCAGUCUAUUUUUAGUAUAAAUUCUUUUUUCCUAAGCCCAUGCAGUGAUUAUAAAAAGUAAUCAAGAGGAGGAGGAAAAUAUGCAGGGCUUGAUUCAGCAUCCUUUUGCUGGAAGCACUGCACCCACAUAUCUUUGCACACAAGACAAAUUAAUCCAGAAAGGAGAUGGAAUGUUGAUAUCUAUUACAAUAGGGACAUUUCCCCCUCUUUUUGAAUGUAUGCAUUAAGUGGUAUUGCAUUUUUGGUUUACAACAAUUCUUCUAAGGAAUGGGAACAGAUUCUUAAGACCAUGGAAAGUAUUACUUGUAUAAAAUAUACCAUUGGGCAAUUUGAUUUGGAAGGAGUUCUUCAGAACAUGAAACAGUGAAAACACAGCUGCUUUAAUGAGUCACAGAGAGGUGCUGGUUUCAGCUCCCACAAAUUCCACAAUACUUCAUUUGAACUAAGUCCGAAACAUGGCACACCCAUAAGGUAACUCUACAGCCAUUUUUAAAAGCCAUGGUGGUUUUAAAUAAUAGGACAGAAUUUUUAUUUGCAUUCAUCCUCUGAACAUAUUGGUUCUGUGUCAACAUUCAAUGCAAUUUUGUUCCAAAUGCUGUAACAUAAAUUUUACA